Messenger RNA from Nasonia vitripennis (jewel wasp), 916 nucleotides. It is a transcript of the gene RpL7A, whose product is annotated as ribosomal protein L7A. The record is from RefSeq and is marked validated. Bases 42 to 848 code for a protein of 268 amino acids. Gene Ontology annotation, cellular component: ribonucleoprotein complex. Gene Ontology annotation, biological process: ribosome biogenesis. The transcript has 6 exons. NCBI's taxonomy places the organism in Eukaryota, Metazoa, Arthropoda, Insecta, Hymenoptera, Pteromalidae.
CUCUCGGCGCUUCUCCGGGUGAUAGUUACUUGGCCGAAAAAAUGGUGCAGAAGAAGCCUAAGAAGAAGGUAGGAAAGAAGGUGGCAGCCGCCCCUUUGGCUGUCAAGAAAGUCGAGCCCAAGAAGCAGACUAACCCGCUUUUUGAGAAGCGCACCCGUAACUUUGGCAUUGGCCAGGAUAUUCAGCCUGACAGAGACCUUAGCCGUUUUGUCAAAUGGCCCAAAUACAUUCGUAUCCAGAGGCAAAAGGCUGUCCUUUCCAAGAGAUUGAAGGUCCCCCCACCAAUCAACCAGUUCACCCAGACCCUUGACAAACAGACCGCUACCCAGCUGUUCAAAAUCUUGGAAAAGUACAGGCCAGAAACUGCUGCUGCCAAGAAGCUGAGGCUGAAGGCCAGAGCAGAGGAAAAAGUAGCCAAGAAGGAAGACACCCCCACCAAGAGGCCUAACACCAUCCGAAGUGGAAGCAACACUGUUACAACUCUUGUUGAACAGAAGAAGGCUCAGUUGGUUGUCAUCGCUCACGAUGUUGACCCCAUUGAGGUUGUCCUAUUUUUGCCUGCUCUCUGCCGCAAGAUGGGUGUACCAUACUGCAUCAUCAAGGGAAAGGCCCGUCUAGGACGUCUCGUGAGGAGGAAAACGUGCAGCGCUGUUGCUCUGACCCAGGUUGACUCUGGAGAUAGGGCUAACUUCACCAAGGUCGUCGAGGCCAUCAAAACCAACUUCAACGACCGUCACGACGAGAUCAGGCGUCACUGGGGAGGUGGUCUUCUUGGUAGCAAGUCUGCUGCUAGGAUAGCUAAGUUGGAGAAGGCGAAGGCGAAGGAACUUGCCCAGAAGCAAGGUUAAUUUUAAGUUGUCUGUGAUUUUUAUUCCAAAAUUGACAUCAUUAAUAAAAAGCAGACAAUUCUUGUAAA